Messenger RNA from Myripristis murdjan (pinecone soldierfish), 2717 nucleotides. RefSeq names its product chloride intracellular channel 4 (gene clic4). Lineage: Eukaryota; Metazoa; Chordata; Actinopteri; Holocentriformes; Holocentridae. The record is from RefSeq and is a predicted model, not a curated record. The coding region runs from base 342 to 1100 and encodes 252 amino acids. The transcript has 6 exons.
UGCUCUGCAGAUGACAUCACGGCUUUAAAUAUUCCCGUUGCUUUUUCCCUCCCGUCCUCAUCACAACUCAGCAGCAAAUAAGAGCCUCACGGUUCAACAAUGGUUUUGUAGCUUGUACGAAAACGAGCAAAACGUCCGUGGAUUGAACCAGCUGCCGCCUUGUCCUCUUAUUACAUAAACUACACUUUCUGUUGCCAGCACCGCUCCUGGAAAAAAAAAAAAAACCUUAUCGGGCUUCAGUGCGGAAAAGGGGGUGGUGGAGAAGAGUAUCGAGCUAAGUCGGGCGUGGUAGCAAAAAAUACUCAUUUCUGCGAGCAAAACUUUAAAAAGUAGUAUCCACAAUGUCUCUGUCGGUACCGCAGAACGGAGUAAAGCCGGACAGCGAACCCGUUAUCGAGCUAUUUGUGAAGGCGGGGAGUGAUGGCGAGAGCAUCGGGAACUGCCCCUUCUCUCAGAGGCUCUUCAUGAUCCUGUGGCUGAAGGGAGUGGUCUUCAACGUCACCACAGUGGACCUCAAGAGGAAGCCAGCGGACCUCCAGAACCUGGCGCCCGGAACACACCCGCCCUUCAUCACCUUCAACGGCGAGGUCAAGACCGACGUCAACAAGAUCGAGGAGUUCCUUGAGGACGUCCUCUGCCCACCCAAGUUUGCUAAGCUCGGCGCCAGGCACCCUGAGUCCAACACAGCUGGUAUGGACAUCUUUGCCAAGUUCUCAGCCUUCAUUAAGAACUCAAAACCAGACGCCAAUGAAGCUCUGGAGCGCGGGCUGCUGAAGACGUUGCAGAAGCUGGAUGAAUACCUGCGCUCGCCGCUGCCCGAUGAGAUCGACCACAACAGCAUCGAGGACGUCAAGGUCUCCAGCCGCAAGUUCCUGGACGGAGACGAGAUGACCCUGGCCGACUGCAACCUGCUGCCCAAGCUGCACAUAGUGAAGGUGGUGGCCAAGAAGUACAGAGGCUUCGACAUUCCCAAAGAGAUGACGGCCAUCUGGAAGUAUCUGAACAACGCCUACAUGCGCGAGGAGUUCACCAACACGUGCCCCAGCGACAAGGAGAUCGAGAUCGCUUACGCGGACGUAGCCAAGAGGCUGGUCAAAUAAGCUGCUCCGUCCCCGACGCGACUCCCUCCGUAACACAGCCAGCCCCACUCUGAACCCAACUCCCCCACCCCACCUCCACCUCCACCCCCCCCCCCCCCCAGCCCCGGGACUUGAUCCGCUCAUUCACGAGAAAGAAGAAAAAAAACAAACUCUGGACUCCUUUCCUUCUCUCCUCAUCUAGAGCAGCAGCACCACGAUGCAUGAACCCUUCGUAUUCGUUUUUCAUCGAGUUUUAUGAAGAUCUCUUUCGUUGAUUCGGCAAAGAUCGCCGUCGCUCCAUCUUUUCCAUCGUUAAUUGCCUUUUUUUUUUUUUUUUUUUUUUUCCCUCCCUCCCGUUUGCUGAUGAAUGUUUUGAGGCGUUGUGAGACGGCGAGCCAACGGUGAAGCAGCCACAUACUAAAACCCCCGCGUGUCUGUCAGUGCUUAUCGGUGUCGGGAGUCUCGCUGACGCACUCCCUGAUAAGUGACCUUCGAGCUGACCUUCUCUCUCCAUGCGGGUGAAAGGUCACGAGCUAUUGUUUGGUUUCUGUUGUGUGUUUCAUGUUGAAUCACUCUUUCUAGCCUUUCUCUAAAAAUGAACACUGAGAAUCGUUUUUCUUUCUCUCUUUCUUUCUCUCGUUUUCUCUCUUUGGCUGAAGAAGCUGUGUCAAACAGUGUUGAAAGUCUCAGUGUUUUUUUUGGCUAGAGUAUUUGAAUGGUUUGUUAAGUAGACGCUAGUUCAAACCAGAAAAGCUGACAUAUCAAGUUGAGAGAUGCUUUAUUUUAUUGUUGAUUUGCUCAAAUAAAUCAGAAUAACUGUAACAGCUGGUAGGGCUACCUGGUAUCUAUGCUCUGAUUUUUUUUUUUUUUUUUUUUUUUUCAUUGCCUCACACAAGGCAGAAAGUGUUCUAGUUCAGCUCAGUGCGACUGUAGGAAAACACCCGUACCAGCAGCAACAGCAACAUGCUUUCAACUCAGGAAAAAUGCAACCUGAGAUCUAAAAAAAAAAUACUUUAUGUAGCUUACAAGAUGAUUUGAGGAUGUAUGGCAAUGUCAGCAGGCCUUUUAUUCAUCACCACGUUGCCAUAUAAAUGUCCACUAAGACACUGACACACUGAGCAGUCAGCCUCCAUUUACCAGAAAAGCAAGCCGACUCUUUCUUCUCUUCUGAAGCGUGAAAGGGAAGUCUUCACUUGCGUCGCUCUGGCAGUAGCGGUAGCUUGGAUUACACAUCACUGACCAAAAAAGGGCACAUUAUUCUGGUCUCACUGUGGAUAGGAUGACUCCUGCUAUGUAAAUUGGUCAAGUAAAAAAAAAAAAAAAAAAGAGACUCACACACACUCGCUGUCUUUCUCCACAGUGCAUGGAAGGAAGAACAGUAAUGUGCGGUCAGGCACCGGGAAAGGUGACACUAAAGAUAUUUAUGGGAAAAUGAAUAGAGGAAAGUAGUGAUGAAAUGAAUAUCCAUUAGAACUUCAUCUUUUCUUCAGUGUGUAGGUGGAUCACUAAGGUAGUGAAUGUAUGUCAUUAUACAGUAGCUCCAAAAGUGCUUUAGUGCGGAUAAAGCAAAACACGUUUUUGUUUUUUCCCCCCCGUUUGCCAUGUUUUUUCCAAACAUUUGUUAUGAAACAAAUUUGA